Puccinia triticina is the source of this 1401-nucleotide messenger RNA. RefSeq lists its product as uncharacterized. The transcript is spliced from 11 exons. Gene Ontology annotation, cellular component: fungal-type vacuole membrane. Lineage: Eukaryota; Fungi; Basidiomycota; Pucciniomycetes; Pucciniales; Pucciniaceae. Gene Ontology annotation, biological process: transmembrane transport. The record is from RefSeq and is a predicted model, not a curated record. The coding region runs from base 1 to 1401 and encodes 466 amino acids. Gene Ontology annotation, molecular function: transmembrane transporter activity.
AUGGGGCAAGUUACUGAUCAACCUCAAGGAUUCAAAUUCAAAUUACCGAAAUUCAACAGAACCAAGGCAAGCGAUGAGUUGAAAACGGCUGAGACAAGGCAUGACCCUCCUGCCGACAAGGGCAAGUGUGCGAUUCAAUAUUUGAUCGCUAUGCUCACUGUCGAAACAUUUGUGUGGGGAUUUGCCACCUCGUUUGGAGUGCUACUCAAUUUUUACCAACAUGAUCCGCGUAGCCCGAUAAAGCCAGAUCCACAUGCCAAGGUCAUCCUAACUCUUGUUGGAACAAUCAACACUGGUAUCAUUGCUGCCACAUCACCCUUAAUCUCGUUUUGGAUCGCCAAGAAGCCAGGCAUAAGGCGUCCAUUGAUGUUUUCGGGUCUGCUAACAUGCACCCUGAGUUUAUUCUUUUCUGCUUAUUCUACUUCUGCCUUUCACGUUCUCUUGAGUCAAGGAAUCGGAUACGGUAUUGGCGGAUGCGCGUUAUAUUUCUCGGCACUCUCUCAUCUCCCGGAAUGGUUUGAACAACGAAGGGGGUUUGCAAACGGAGUGGUUUUCACGGGGAGUGGCUUGGGAGGAUUGGUCUUUCCUCUUAUGUUAGACAGUCUUCUUGCGAAGUUUGGCCCGAAAGUCGCCUUGCAAGUUAUCACGGCGCUGUUUGCAAUUCCGCUGUUGGUCGCGGUUUUCUUCAUACGCCCGAGAAUUGCGAAUGGCCACCAGCGCCACGAUAGCUCGGAUCAAUCUCUUGCCAGUUCAUCUGAAAAGCAGGCCACACCAAGCUCCCAAAACUUGUUCCGCAAUUUUUAUGGUUGCUUAACCGGGAUAUUUUGGACUUAUAUAUUUUUAAACACAGUCCAAUCAACCGUAUAUUACCUACCAGGCUUGUACCUUCCCACCUACAGCAACUGUCUCGGCCUUGGUAGCAUGACGGGAAGUUAUCUGGUUUCCAUUUUAAAUGCGGGAACAAUAUUCGCGCAAUUCGCAGCUGGUGUUCUAUCAGACCAUUAUUCGCCCUUCCUCAUUGGUCUUACAGCCAAUGUCCUGGGGGGUGCUAGUGUUCUCGUCCUGUGGGGUGCUUUGAGCCAACAUGGAAUCGUGUUGCUAUUUGUUUUCGCGGCUAUCUAUGGCUGCACGGCUGGUGCAUGGACGAGCUUAUAUUUUCGGGUUUUGAAACAUUUCAUCCCGGAUCCGGAGUUGUUGUUUUGCGGCUACGGAAUCCUUUCCAUGACUCGAGGAAUCGGUAUUAUUCUGGGAGGGCCGAUCUCUUCGGCACUCGUUUCUUCGACUCCGACAGAUCCGCACCAAUGCAGCAGUUUCCCUAAAGGCGUGGAACAAAAGAUGUCAAUCAAGAUGCCUGCCUUAGGCCUGCAUCAAGAGUCCCCCAUCAAGAUCCUUGCACGAUAG